AUGUCUACUAAAUUAUUUUUGAUUUUUUCUUUCUUCUUCUUGUCUGUUAACUCUGUAAAUGUAUUGGUUUAUUCUCCUGCUUUUGCUGCAAGUCAUACUAAUUUUAUGGCGAGAUUAGCGGAUACUUUGACGGAAUCAGGCCAUAAUGUAACAUUUUUGGUUCCAAUUAUAGACGUGGCAAGAAGAAACCAAUUGGGUGUGCGACUUACUACAGAUGUGCUUGUUGUGGAGCAAGACGAUAAAGCAAGACAGGAGCAUAUACCAUUUGAUGAGAGUAUGGAAGCAUAUUGGACGGAAGAGACCGAUUCGUCUAAUGUCGAAGAUUCUAUCAAAUGGUUUUUUGACGGAAUGAAAGUGGGAUGCGAGAACUUUCUGCGAGACAAAAAUGUUUUCGAUUUGAUGAAGUCUCGAAACUUCGACGUCGCGAUUUUGGAACCACUAUCCGUUUGUGGACUUGGAUUUUUUGAAAAAUUGGGAAUCGAGAAAACGAUUUUGGCGUCUUCAUGUGCAAACUAUGACUAUUUAUUCCGACAUUUGGGUGAACCAAAUGAAUACAGUUAUGUUCCAUCUUUGAUGAGUACAAAAGGAGAGAAGAUGAACUUUUUCGAGAGAUUUGAGAAUUAUAAAGUUUCAGAAAUACGGACCAUUUCCGGAAAUGGACCCAUACGGACGAAAGCUGAACUUCUUCCAACGCCAUCUUCUGGAUGUUUGGUUGAUGGAAACUUUGGGACAUCUUGUACUAUUCUUGGUUAUAUUUUGGGUGAUACCUUUCAGAUUGAGAAAAAUGGUGACCGAAAGGAAAUAACUUGUAUCCUAUUUUUUUGUAAACUUUAUUGUAGAAGAUUGAUAGCAAUUUCAAGACUGACGUAUUUAAUGCCAGUUGUAGAUGUUGAAAAACGAGAUGAGUGUAUUGGAGUUAAGUUGACAAAGGAUUUGAUUAUUGUGGAGGCCGGAGCAGAAAUGCUUGCUCAAAAGACAUCUGACACUUCAAGUGACGAGAUAAUGGAAGUUUUUUGGAAAGCUGAAAUGGACUCUUCAAAUUCCAGAGAUAUGUUUAAAUGGUUCAGUUCUGAUAUGAAAAUAGCCUGUAGAAACUUUAUCAGUCGUCGGGAUAUAUUCAGUCAGAUGAAGUCUCGAAACUUCGAUUUGGCAAUUCUAGAACCAGUUUCUGUUUGUGGUCUUGGGUUCGUAAAAGCUCUUGGAAUCGAGAAAAUCAUUCUGGCAUCCUCGUGUACAUUCUUUGAUACUGUUCUGCCAUACAUCGGUGAGCCAUUAGACUUCAGUUAUGUUCCAGCUGGGUUCAGUGUCACUGGGGAUGUUAUGAGUAUUUCUGAAAGAUAUGAAAACUGGUUGGUUACAAAGAUAUCAUCAGGAUGGGAACAAAUUUUGAAUAAGCGUACAUCUAAUGUACUAAUAUCCUUUGGAUCAAUGGUCAAAUCGACACAUAUGCCUUUGAAAUGGAGUCAUGGAGGUCUUGGAAGUACAAUGGAAUUGGCUUACAGUGGAAAACCAGCUGUUGUCAUUCCCGUGUUCGCUGAUCAAAUUCGAAAUGCUAACAUGCUGGCAAGACAUAAAGGAGCUAUUUAUCUUCAUAAAAACUUCAUGGAGAACAUUGAAAUUGUUCGGAAGGCGUUUGAAAAUGUGCUGUUUGACCAGAGUUACAAGAAAAAUGCCUUGAAAUUGGCAGAUAUUCUGAAUAAUCAACCUUACAGUCCCAAGGAAAAUGUAAUAAAGUAUACUGAAUUCGUGGGGGAACAUGGUCCAUUUCCAAGUAUGGAUCCGUAUGGACGUCAUCCCAACUAUUUCCAAAAGACGUUUUUAGACAUUUAUGCUAUUUUUGCCUUAUUUUGUUUAACAAUAAUUAUAUUCACUUUGGUUGUUGCUAGAAUUAUUUAUGCUACCAUCAGAAACUGUUUCCAGUCGAAGCUAAUAAAACGAAAUUGA
This is a messenger RNA of Caenorhabditis briggsae, 1944 nucleotides long. Bases 1 to 1944 code for a protein of 647 amino acids. Lineage: Eukaryota; Metazoa; Nematoda; Chromadorea; Rhabditida; Rhabditidae. The record is from RefSeq and is a predicted model, not a curated record. The transcript has 11 exons. Gene Ontology annotation, molecular function: UDP-glycosyltransferase activity.